AAAAAAAGGUGAAAGAAAAAAGAGAGAAAAAAGAACUUGAUCACUCAUCAUGGAUGUAUCUAUUGAAAAAAUUCAUCGUACUUUAUUGGAUGCUGCAUUACCAUCGACUAUUAAAGAUCUAAAAAAUCCAACAGAAGAUUAUGCUGUGAAUUUAUUAACAACAUUUUUAACACGUUUUGGUAUCAAUAUGAACUUGAUUGAUCAGCCAAUUCCAGAACAACUUGGAGCUAUGACUUAUUAUGAAGAUUCUGAUGUUAUAAAUCUUAUAAAUUUAUAUGUAGUUGUGGCACAGAUAUCUGAUAAGAUAUUUUUACAUGAUUUGUGUCUUACUGAUAUUACUAGUCCAGGACAAAAGCGACUUAGAAAACAAGCAAAAUUUCUAUCUAACUUUGUAUUGUACACAAUACAUAAAAAAUCAGGAUGUAAUGACAGGAUGGAUCAAAUUCAGACUAUAUCUAAACUACUAGAAGAUUUGAAAGAAAGAAAGACUCAUAUUUCAGAAUCUAUUAAUAAUAAAGUUAUGCACAAAGCAAAGCAAUUAUCCAUGAUAGAAAAGUUAGAAAAUGACAUAGAACAUAUACAGUCAAUAACGGAGAAAAUCAAUAAAAACGAGAUUGAAUUUGAAAUAAUGAAGAGUAACGUUGAUAAAGAAAAUCAAAAAGCUAAGGAACUUUGUGGUUCUGUUAAGACGACAGCGGGAAAACUGUCCAAGAUGAUAACUGAAGUACAGUCAGAAGUUGUACAUUCACCGAGAGAGUAUCAAUCUCGUUUAGACGAAAUUGAAAAACAACAUAAGUUAAAAGAAGAAGAACGUAGUAUAAUGCAAGAAGCUAUUCAGGAAAAGAAACAGUCCAUAAAACUAAUUGAAGAAAAGUUAAAUUUUGUCCAAAAAAUAAGUGACGACUUUCAUACAUUAGCAGAUGUAUAUAAAGAACAAAAAAACAAGAAAAUAAAAAGAAACAAUAUUAUAAAAGAAAUUGAUUCAUCAAUUAAUAUAUGGAAUGAAUCAAAGACUAAAUUAGCAAUGCAUAAAGAUAAAGUAGAUACUGAAAAGGAUGAAUUACAAACAUACAAUGAGGCAGAUGCUUCACUGUGCAAUCUGUAUAGCCAAUUAUUGAGUGAAAAAAAGAUAGAAAAAACUAAAUUAGAUAAAGCUCAAAAUUGCUGGAAUGAAAAAUGUUUGGAAAAGAAUAAAUUACAAGCAGAUAUUAAAAAAAGAGAGGAAGAAACUACAACUUUUAUCAACAGUUGUCAAGAAAGUUAUAAUAAUGAAAUUGCUAAUGAACUUGAAUUACGGAAAGCUUGGGGAGAAGAAUAAUUGUGGA
Messenger RNA from Cyphomyrmex costatus, 1325 nucleotides. Its product is annotated as probable kinetochore protein nuf2. The record is from RefSeq and is a predicted model, not a curated record. The transcript has 9 exons. Gene Ontology annotation, cellular component: kinetochore; Ndc80 complex. NCBI's taxonomy places the organism in Eukaryota, Metazoa, Arthropoda, Insecta, Hymenoptera, Formicidae. Bases 50 to 1318 code for a protein of 422 amino acids.